AUGAAGUUCUCCGCUGUAUUGCUUGCGCUCUUCGCCGGAGCUGUCAUGGCAGCUCCUGUUCCGGACAACUCGAUCCAUGAGCGGGGCUCACCGUUGCCUAGUACCCCGCUCGCAGAACGGGGUCUUUUGCUGAAGAAGCCAAUUGCUGAGCGGGGAAAAGCUGACUAUCAUGGCUCGAUUGCUGAGCGGGGCGUACCGUUACCUGGUACCCCGAUCAAAGAACGGGGUUACAAGCUGAAGAAACCAAUUGCCGAGAGGGGUGAAGCUGCCUAUGGAGGUCCGAUUACUGAGCGGGGUGUGCAGUUGUCGUCCGAUCUGGAUCUCACCAAUAUUGGACUGGUAUUCAGAGAAGAUCAUGAAUAA
This is a messenger RNA of Aspergillus pseudonomiae, 363 nucleotides long. RefSeq lists its product as uncharacterized. Lineage: Eukaryota; Fungi; Ascomycota; Eurotiomycetes; Eurotiales; Aspergillaceae. The coding region runs from base 1 to 363 and encodes 120 amino acids. The record is from RefSeq and is a predicted model, not a curated record. The transcript is spliced from 8 exons.